GCACAUUACGCAUUCAUGAAUUCAGGACCAGAUUUCAAGCAAAAAGCUUGUUUUUAUACGCUUCAUUCAAAUCGACAUUAUACGAACAGAAAAUCUCCAAAUUUUGGAAUAUGGUAACAUGAACCUCUUAGCCUGGCUAUAAUUAAACUAGUAAUGGAAUCGACAAGCUUUUGUUUUAGUUUACGUUGCUUGCUUGAAAAUCUGAUGAGUUUCAGAAUUAACGAUAUUUCAGACAUAGCUGCAACUGCGGUUUAAAAGUAUGAAUCGCCUUCACAAUGAGCGAGUUCUUCGGAGCAGCAUGACACGACCGUGUUCUGCUUAUUAGUGAGAGUUGUGGUCGUCCUGUGAAAACAAAACUUUACAUCUAUUAUAUGUUAGUGAGGGGUUUCACCUAUAAGUACAGAAACAUUGAGCCAAAAAUAAAGUAAACGCUGUCAAGACUGUGGUUAUGUGGUACACCGCAUGAUGGCGAUGACGAUGCCUCAACUUGCGGUGAAUUCUAGCCCUCUGUAUGUAGUAAGUCCAGUGCCUUAAGUGGGGUUAAAAUGUGCGGGGGCACCCAGGAGUGCAUGUUAUUAUGUCAAGGGGCGUCGCGGGAAAAUAAGCUUCAGUUGCAUUUCAACGAAAAUUAUUCACAGAUUUUAAAUGGGGGCCCGCGGAGUUGGGGAGGGGGUCGGGCAUCCGCUGGGGGAGUACUCCCUGUGCCUCCCCCCAGUAGUUACGCCACUUAGUAUGUCCAGCAGGUAAACUUGGAAUGGCGACAGGCGAUAACUACUUUGUCUAAUUAUAGACGACGUCAGGUCGUGACUCACACCAACAGCUGUUCUCGGUAAUACCAUGAUCACUGCGCCAGCCAGAGCGCGCGUCGAAAACUUAACUCGCAAGUUGUGUCAAGUGCGCGCAGCAAUUACCCAACCUCGUUGCCAAUCAUAAUCGUCUAAAUCAAAACAUUCCAGCUGAUAUCAAGUGGUGGAGGGCAGGUCGCAGUCGGAAGUUGGUGACCCCGUUGUAUUCCGUUGGUGGUGAGCACAGGCACAGGAGGACGGCCCAGCUACAGCCCCGCGAGUCCUGGUCCUGCACUUGCCUCGAUCUGCACAACCAUAUAAAUUAAAUCCACUGAGCCCAGACAAGAUAUCGAAAACAAAAAAAAUCGGUGGGGCCACGGACGAAAGUCAGCCAUGUUUCAUGACCACUGACGGCCGUGCAUUCACAUUCGCAGAGAUCCUGUGUCACCGCGUGUUCUAAUGCCAAGCAAUUUGAAUUCCACAACUGCCAUAAAAGCGUAAACAAUAAACGCUCACCAAACACGACAGCGGACCCAUGAUGGACGCCUCCAGCUCCGUGACGUACUGCCGCCUGCUACUGAUCCUUCUCGGGGUACAUGCGGCAAUUGCCUUCGCCAAACCGAGAGCUAAGCCAGAAAUGGGUCGUGGGAGCACUCGGAUCCGCGCCGAGACGUCGACCACGGUGGAGAGCAGCAGGCGAAGUCAUCGGCGGAGGAUGGGUUCGCCGAUGUCAACGGAAAUCAUCAAGAACUUGGCGGAAUACAAAGUGGAGAUUGCUCGCAAGAUGACCCGCGUGCGGACGCCGGAAGAGUUCCUACGGGUAUUCUUCACGGUGGACUCGGUCAAAUCGCGCUGGACGAAGAUGGUGAACGAGUCGGUGCAGAACGCCUGGCGUGCCGGCCGGACGCAAGACGUAGAGGCGGAACGGCCCACUUUCACUCCGGAAACUGCAGAUCAAGAAAUGACUGAAGUCAACCGCCAUGGUGUCAGCGUCCAGUGCCGCGAGCCCAACCCGGUCCUCGUAGACAUGUACAAGGAACUGAACCUCACGCGUGGCGGACUGGUCUUUGUGUAUCCGGAGUGCACCAAGGUCAGCCGUUGUGACAGAAGCGGAUGUUGUCAGGGUGGCGCCCCCUGCGUGGGCAAACAGAGCGCACGAGUGAACAUCACUAAACCGUUUAUCAUUGUGACAAUCAGGCAUGAUUCCUCCAGACACAAAGACGCACGUUAUCUGAAGCACAGCGUCUAUGCCGACACGGAGUGCAUGUGCAAGGAGCGGCCGCAGAUUCCCGUCUGCCAGCCGACCGUCUGUUCUCAGACCAUGUCCUUUGACGCAGUCACCUGUCGCUGUCUGUGCAACAAGCCCUGUCCCAGGCCGUACAUACAGGACCCGGACACAUGCGACUGUAGAUGCGACCAAAAAGAUGGUGGCUGCAAGAAGAUCAAGCGCUCCAGGCGGAGAAUGGCUGCCACCGAGUGCACAUGUGUAAUGGAUAAUCGUUGUCUACAACCAGCGUGCAACAAGGGCUACACGUUCUCCACAAGUUCUUGUAAAUGUACAGCCACAGGUAGCAAACAGCGCAACCCAAAUCGGAAGCGAGAUCGUAACCGAGACGGGCGAACAGACACCCAUGGCGAUUCACCCCACCCACCACCGCCCGACCGCCGAGGCCGCACAAACAUCGACCAGGUGGUGCCUUUUGACAUGUCCAGCGGCCCCAACGUCGUCUCGGAUAGCUUGUCCUCCGGCAGCGACGACCAGGAGGAACCUCUCAGCCACGACGGGCUGAUGGUCAGUUGGGCUUCUCAUGAAACCGGCGAAUCGGAGGACUGUGGGGCGUCCUGCCAGCACCAGAAGGUCCCCCAAGGAAGUGACAAUGGUAGUGGGGGCGGAGGUGGGGCGGAAGGGGGUGUGUUGGAUUUUUAAAAUCAGCGCGAAAAUCCUGGCUCCUGGGGGUGUGACUUGUGGGAGGGAAAUAAGUGGUGAAGCAACUUGUAACAACUCUUGAGUCGUUAUCAUUCAGUCACGUUAUUAGCUGGAACUUUUAAAAAAAUUUUAAUCUUUCCCAUAGGCCUAUUUUCACCUCGAAAAGUUGAAUGUCUUUUUUAGAGUGUACACCCUCCCAGGUAUAGUCUGAUGGUUUCAUGCACGGGCACCCAUGAACCUUUUGCUAUGCAAACAAGUAGUGUCGGUGAAACCAAACCCGAGCAACUCCGAGCUCUUCUCGCAUACGUUCCUGGUUCCCACCCAGCCCCGAAGGAUGUGCCGCGCUAAUAGUUCGGCUGCGGCCUUACCUGCGUCCAGCUGCACAGGUGAUGCCUUUGGGUCAGAUGUACAGAGCCCUCUCUUCUUUAGGCAUUGGUUAGUUGGUUCACACGCCCCAGUUCCGUCUAAUGAAGCAAUGACUUGUAUUGUAUGAAGUAUAAAAAGCCUUUUGCGAGUUAAAUUUGAAUAAAGUCUGGUACGAUAUGUUGUCCGAUUGCACAUAAACAUAACAAUCUGAAUUUCCCAGGGUAAAGACACCAUUGUUACACCCCGUCAAUGUGACUCGGGCAAUUCAAGCUUUUGCAUAGCGACCGCCUUUUUUGGGAUGGACUGGUUCCUUUGUACCCUUCUUAUCCAUUGACAAGAGUGUAUUGGUGCAAGAUGUUUCUCAAUACGUAACUUAGUAAAAGCUUGCCCGAAUCACUAGGUAUAGCAACAGUAUCUUUAGUAUGAGAAUCCAAAUUGAUAUGUUCACGAGAAUUCAAGGAACCCAUUACACCAGCUUUUAUUCAAAUUUAACUCGCAAAUAGGCUUGUUGUUAAAACGCCCGUCAGUCGCCGUCUUGUUUGCAUGACAGAAUAUAUUAUAGUGAUUGAAGUCUGAUAGAUUUAAAGUACUUCAGCAAAUUCGCUUUGGUUUAUUUCUUGGAAGCCACCAAAAGGGCCAAUUUAGAUUAAACAUUUUUUCGUACUUUUACUGUAUUUAGCAUUCAAUGUACAUUGCGCUGUACUAGAGGCCUACUGGCAUGGACAGCAAAAAAAUGAAGUCGCCUCGGUACAGACUAAUUUUUCGCGCACCCAGGACAUGCGCAACAGGCGCCACCUUUCUUAUUACGUUGUGUUUGCAGCUGUUGUGGGAGUCUCCAUUAAUGAACGGAUAAACCUAACAGCAACUAAAAACAUACCGACAUACAUUCACCAAAAGCAUUGUGAACUGAAAUUUUAGAAACCAGAGUGUUAGGCGUAAAGUAGAAAAUGAAUUGGAUCAGUGUGAAGUUCAAUUUUAUUUGUGAAUUUUUAAACGAAAAAACCUUGCGAAUUCAAAAUCACCCCUAGAGCAUAAUGGUAUGAUCCAAUAAGGCGGCUGUUCCAAGCAUGAUGAUUUUCGUCAACAAAAAGUACGAUUUCUACACAUUAAACCUCCCUUGUUUUAAAACAUAAUUCUUUUCGCUUAUAAUUAUUAAUGAAUCAACUGAGAAAGGAGUUUUAGACUUUCAUCGACGUGUAAAACUGACAUGAAAGUGCGGUCAUAAGCACGAUCGCGCGUGCACGUGCAUUUUCAUAUAAGCCUACUCGGUUCGAUGUCACAGACACGAGUCGACUGCUGUGUCCCUGGAUGAAGCUUUUCCAUGAAUCCGCAAUGCUACAUUGUUGAGGAGGCGCAUUACUCCAAGGUAAAUUCACUGAUUACUCCUAACCGUUGAAAACUGCUCCUUUCUUUAAGGGAAUGAGAACCUGUCAUGCUUGUUUCCCACCCUGACCCCGCGGACGAUGUUCGCUUGUCCUACGAACGCCCUAUAAUCCAUAGAUUUCACGCAAGAUAAACUACAAGACCGUCGAUUUAAACAUUGAAAAUGCCGUGCUGUUUUUUUUUCUCACAAAGCAGUUGACUCAAACAUGAAACAAGUGAGUGAAAUGUACCGGUAAACCGGUAAGUUGCAGUAUAUAUUACACACCGUAAUCAGCCAAUCCUGUGAAAUUACGACAAAAAACAAUGCUGUCCAUCACCAUUAAGAAAGGGGACCCUGACUCACCUGAAACCUGGUAAAAUAACGUAAAUCUUGUUCCUGUCUUUAAUUAGUAUAAAUGUACUUGCACUUCUAAGACUUGAAGCAACCGAUAGCAAGAGUAUAGUAUCAAUAUAGUCAUGCAACAGUUUACAUGAAUGUGGGUACAGGCAUUAAUUCCAACUAACGACCAAUAACUGUAAUACAAAUGGCGGCUGGUACGACAGCAAUAGCUGUAAAUCCCGCGUUCAUAGCCGUUUUCGUGUCAAAUGUAAAAAAGUGGAUACCUUCACUAAUUACUGCAGCGUUUUGUGUUGUCGAAUGGCAACAUUUACCAAUCCUCUGUCGCAAACGUGUACCCCACAACAUUCGCGGUGAUGACUUUAUUUACUGCAUUUAGCACAGACGGACGGCUAUUUGGCGGAACAAUCAUUGUUGCUUUUUCGGUGUUGUACGGUUAACUUUGGACUCUGGUGUCAGUUUUUGCUUCUUUUCAGACCUGUAAUACAGUUAGAUCUACAAUUAUUAGCUAUCGAUGUUAUUGGUGUUAUUUAUUAUACUCUGUCCGUGCUGCCACAGUUGUCCAUCCUUUUAAAUGUAAAUACGAUUUAAAAUAUUGAAAUGAAUGUAGAAAUUAUAUUUAACAGGACAAUCGACCAUAGAUACUUUGACGGAAUGUACUGCUGGUCCAUUACUUCUGAAAUACAUGCGUGAUUUCUUU
Messenger RNA from Acanthaster planci (crown-of-thorns starfish), 5498 nucleotides. RefSeq lists its product as uncharacterized. The record is from RefSeq and is a predicted model, not a curated record. Lineage: Eukaryota; Metazoa; Echinodermata; Asteroidea; Valvatida; Acanthasteridae.